AUGGCAGCUCCGGUGCUGAGCUGGCUGGUGAAUCGCUCCCUCCUCCUUCCCCUGGACUCCGCUCAACUGCUCGGCACAAAAGCCUCCUGCCUGCAGCUGGUGGCCACCAGGAACGUGAACAUCAUCCUGCAGCACUACAACUUCUCGGGCAAGCUGACCAACCGGCACUCCGGCGACGAGGGCAUGGGGCUGGUGCGCACGGCCUUCGCCGUCAUCAGCUGCCUCAUCAUCCUGGAGAACCUGCUGGUGCUGCUGGCCGUGCUGCGCUGCCUGCGGGGCCGGCGCUGGGUCUACUCCUGCAUCGCCAGCAUCACCCUCAGCGACCUGCUGGCGGGCGUCGCCUACCUCUGCAACCUGCUCCUCUCGGGCAGCAAGACCUUCCAGCUGUCCCCGCAGCUCUGGUUCCUGCGGGAGGGCAUCCUCUUCAUCGCCCUGGCCGCCUCCACCUUCAGCCUGCUGGUGACGGCCGUGGAGCGCUACGGCGCCAUGGUGAGGCCCAUCGCGGAGAACGAGGCCAGCAAGACGCUGCGGCUGCGCGGCCUCAUCGUGGCCUGCUGGCUGCUGGCCCUCGUCAUCGGGCUGCUCCCGCUGCUGGGCUGGAACUGCCUCUGCGACUUCCAGGCCUGCUCCGUGCUCCUGCCUCUCUACUCCAAGAACUACAUCCUCUUCUCCGUGGUUAUGUUCAGCAUCAUCCUCCUGGGCAUCAUCGGUUUCUACAUCUCCAUCUUCCACCUGGUGCAGGCCAGCUCCAAGCAAAGCAGCUCCCGGCACGGCCGCAAGCGCUCCCUGCGCUUGCUGAAGACGGUGCUGAUGAUCCUGGGGGCCUUCAUCCUCUGCUGGAGCCCCCUCUUCGUCCUGCUGCUCUUCGACGUGUUCUGCGACACCGGAGCCUGCAGCCACCUGCACAGCCUGGACUGGACCCUGGCUCUGGCCCUGCUCAACUCGGGGGUCAAUCCCGUCAUUUAUUCCCUGCGGAGCGUGGAGGUUCGCCGCGCCGUGGGGAGCCUGCUGUGCUGCUGCUGCCUCAGGGCCGGGCUCUGCAGGCCCGGCAGCUGCGUGGCCAUGUCGGACAUCAACUCUGGCUCCUCCACGGAGAGCUCCCUGCGCUACCGCGACAGCUUCCGCAGCCCCGCCGCGCGCGGCGCUCGGCCCAGGGCGCCUCUGUCCAGCAACUCCAGCAUGAUGAGCAAUCUGCCCAGUCUGUGA
Molecule: messenger RNA, 1206 nt
Organism: Lonchura striata (white-rumped munia)
Lineage: Eukaryota; Metazoa; Chordata; Aves; Passeriformes; Estrildidae
Gene: S1PR4
Product: sphingosine-1-phosphate receptor 4
Biological process (GO): G protein-coupled receptor signaling pathway
Cellular component (GO): membrane
Molecular function (GO): sphingosine-1-phosphate receptor activity
Source: RefSeq, a predicted model, not a curated record